Molecule: messenger RNA, 1365 nt
Organism: Fraxinus pennsylvanica
Lineage: Eukaryota; Viridiplantae; Streptophyta; Magnoliopsida; Lamiales; Oleaceae
Source: the annotation of a GenBank genome assembly
AUGAAGCUCUCUUUUUCUCUUCCUUCAAAAUCCCAAUCCAAUCGCUCUAAAAAGCCCUCGCAAUCCUUCUCCGUCGCCGAUGCUGGGCCGUCCACCGCAGAUUCGUCCGCCAAAAUCUAUGUAACAGAAUUCAACUCGGCUGAAGCUCCGGUGGAUCCGGAUUCAAAAUCGAAAUCCAUUCCCCCUAUUCCCAACCAAUGGCGUCCCACUAAAAAACUCAAAAACCUACCCAAUCUUCCCUCCCUAAAGUCUGACGGCGAAAAAACUCUCCAAUUUGAGGUUGUGCCUGAUAGGAAUCCUGAUUCUUCUGAUAAUCCGAUGGCUUACGGACUCAAUCUUCGCAAACCGUCCGGUGUUAAUGGUGGUUCUGAAGAUGAUUGCGGUGAAGAAUCGAAUUUUCCAAUUUCGGACUUGGAGUUGAGGAAGUUGAGGGAGGAUAUGGCAAAGUUACCAGAUGAUACUGGGUUUGAUGAAUAUACGGAUAUGCCCGUGGAGGGCUUCGGUGCAGCACUGCUAUCGGGGUAUGGGUGGAUUAAGGACAGGGGCAUUGGUCGCAAUGCCAAGGAGGAUACUAAGAUUCUUGAGGUUAAAAAAAGAGCUGGUGAGGGGGAAUUACCUGACAAUCAAAAUGGUAAUAACAGUAAUGUUGGUGAAGUUUUUGGGAGGAGAGAUGUCAGGCAGAAUAAGAGGGAGGAUGGGAAGGGAAAGAAAGGGUUUGAUGUUGGGAAAGAGGUGAGGAUAGUGAAAGGGAGCGAGAUAGGGAUGAAGGGUAAAAUUGUUGAUGUGAGAAAUGGUGGAGAUUUAUUGGUCUUGAGGAUGUCAAGAAGCGAGGAGAAGGUGAAGGUGUAUGUUAAAGAUGUGGUGGAGGUGGGUUCCGCAGAGGAGGAGAAGUGCUUAAGGAAAUUAAAGGAGUUGAAGAUUAAAGAGAAAAAAAGUAAUGAUAAAAGUUCUUCAAGUAAAAGGAGUCGAGAAGAAGAAAGAAUAGGUAGUGAGAAAGUGAAUUGGUUGACGAAUCAUAUUAGGGUGAGAAUAGUAAGUGAGACAUUGAAGGAUGGGAGAUUGUACUUGAAAAAUGGGGUGGUGACAGAUGUUGUGGGACCUGGAGUUUGUGAUAUAUCAAUGGAUGAGAGUGGGGAGUUGGUACAAGGAGUGGAUCAAGACUUAUUGGAGACUGCGGUUCCAAAACGUGGAGGCAAAGUACUAGUUUUGUAUGGUAGGCACAAGGGUGUGUACGGGAGUUUGCAGGAGCGAGAUUUGGAGAAGGAGAUGGGUUUAGUUCAGGAUGCGGACACACAUGAGUUUCUCAAUGUUCGGCUUGAACAAAUUGCAGAAUACAUUGGAGAUCCGAGCCAUAUUGGUUAUUGA